UGUCUUUCCAACGGUAACAAUCAAAACUUACUCUACUGGGUGCCUAGUCCUAUCGCAGUAAUUCAAUCAUGCCACACACGUGGGAAGAAACCGGGGUAUAACGUACACAAAACACACUGGCCGUUCAUGAAUUCAUCCCGUACGUCUUGUAUAGCAUUUGCUACGUACCUACUUAAUCAUCCAAAAAAGAGCGCAUGUGAAAAUGUGGGUCGAUUUCAAACAGACUGGCAUCUUAGUAAAAUUUAUGAACUAUUAUCAGCCGUUUACUUCCGUUCUCACUUAUACAAGAUUUCAAAUCUAAGACUCUAUUGACGUCUCAUGACUAGACACACUAAUAUAUGCAGAUACAUAAAACAUAUUUAACAUUAUUUUCACCCAGCAUACCGCUGCCAGAACCUAAAUUUGAAUAAGAGUUGUUAUGUUUCAUGAAAAGUAUCAGAGUACAACCUUUGCCAAUCGGGAAAAAAUCACGUGACUUCGUCAUAUGACUGCGACAGCUGACCAAAUGUGUCUGCAAACGUGAAGAUGCAGCUGUCUUUGAUACAGAAACUACCACCACAGGAAUGUCCAAAGUUCUUCCACAAAAUAAUUGAUGCUGUUUGUGGCCGUGCACUUCCUCGAUUCCAGGACUAUGGUAGCAUCUAUAACCUGACAGAAUGGUUGGAGAUAAUCGAUGAGACAGUAUCAUUUUUUGAAACUGCUGUCAGUGCACAGUUGUCAGAUGAACAGAUCCUUCAGCAGUUAAGUGGCUUGAGCUCAAGUCAUCACGAAGAGAUAAUGAAGUGCCUGAAAGUCAGAAAGGAGGAGAUCCGACUGGCUCUAGUUGAGAAAACAAAUGCUAUUUCUUCUGCUCACUUAGAGGAUUUUGACUGGCAACUGAAGCUCGCUCUCUCCAGUGACAAAAUAUCUUCUCUACAAACACCACUGCUGAACCUUGACUUGGAUGUGAGAGAAAAUGGCAAACUUAAACCAGUCUCUGUCGAAAUGAAUCGAGAAGAACUGCAGAAUUUAAUCAGCUCUCUGGAGGCUGCCAACAAGGUUGUUUUACAGCUAAAAUGAGUACAGAAAAAAUAUUUGGCACCAUUUGUUCUUGGGUCUACUUGAGCCUUUAACAAAACAGUCAAUCAGUGUUAAGGAAAGACAGCGAAAGAUACCAGCAGGAACAGCAGAUGAUAAGAUGGCGCCAGUCUAGAUUUUCAACCCUGUAAGACCUGCAGAGUGCUGAAAACACCCUUAUUGCUGCUUUUGGUUAGAGAAAUUCCCCGGAUCAUCAAAUAUGAUGUCAGUCUUUAUGUACCAAACCCUGUUUAGAAUUACCAGUUUAAUAUUCAAGAUAAUUUUAUUCAAUUUAGUUGAGAUUUUUUUUUUUUUUUUUUUUUUUUUUUUUUACUUAUAAGGAUGUUAGUUAACAAUUUUGAUAUCUCUGUAUGUAUUCCACCAUUGUUCUUCUCUGAGGUAAGGUGUAUGGAUGUCAGUUCUUGUUUUAUACUGCUAAAGCUGAAAUUUGUACACCGUGUAAAUUUGUGACUCCAUGAUACUUUGAUACUGCUUUGAAAACUUCAUGUUCAGUCAUGUCACCACUGUACCAUUGGCUACCCAGCUUCCAGGGUAAGUUCUAUCCAUUAAAGCAGAAUGUAUUCCCUAGGAUAAAGUGAAAAAAGUUUUGUCUGCAAGGUUUUGUUGUGAAAGUGCUAGUUCUUAAAGAAAGCAAUCAUUGUUUUGUCCUCAUGUAGUUGCACAGCUGUUUAUAAAACUCAUCGUUGUUUCAA
This is a messenger RNA of Protopterus annectens (West African lungfish), 1769 nucleotides long. RefSeq names its product COMM domain containing 8 (gene COMMD8). The record is from RefSeq and is a predicted model, not a curated record. The coding region runs from base 526 to 1059 and encodes 177 amino acids. Lineage: Eukaryota; Metazoa; Chordata; Ceratodontiformes; Protopteridae. The transcript is spliced from 5 exons.